GACGCCGAGGGGCCGGAAAGCUUGACGACAUCAUGGAGAGAUUCUGUCCAUAAAAGCUGGGAGGCCCGGGUUCAUCGUAGAAGUCGACUUCGUAUCCAGCAGCCACAUACUCGCCAAACUCCACCCCUUCUGGCACCGACGCCAUUCAGACAGCUUCACUUGACUGUCAUUUUCGUUCGAUUGUCUCAACAUCCACCCAACAUGAAGCUUUUCGCUGUCGCCUCGCUUCUGGCCCUGGCCACGGCCUCGCCGACUCCUACCCAGCCCGAAGCUGGAACGCCUCGAAUGGCAAAGAGGGCGGGAAUCUCAGAUGCGGCCAACAUAGGAUUCGCGACGCUCAACGGCGGGACGAAGGGAGGUGCGGGUGGUACCGUGACAACGGUGUCAACGCUAGCGCAGUUCACCGAGGCCGUCAACGAGAAGGUCAGCGACCCGGCCGUAAUCUUUGUCCAGGGAGUCAUCAGUGGCAACGAGAAGGUGCGGGUUGGCAGCAACAGGAGCAUCAUUGGUUUGCCUGGAUCGGGCUUGAAGGGCAUUGGCCUCCACUUCAGGCGCCAGAGCAACCUCAUCGUGCGCAACCUUGUCUCCUCGUUCGUUGAGGCUGACCAGGGCGAUGCGCUGAAAAUCGAGGGAAGCACCAAUGUCUGGGUCGACCACUGCGAAUUUUACUCGGCGCUCGUUGACGACAAGGACUUUUACGACGGGCUGGUGGACUCCUCGCAUGGCUCUGACUUCGUCACCAUUUCCCACACCUACUUCCACGACCACUGGAAGGCUUCCCUCGCCGGACACAGCGACAGCAACGGGGACGAGGAUUCGGGCAAGCUCCACGUCACGUACGCCAACAACCACUGGAAGGACAUCAACUCGCGCGGCCCGUUGUUCCGGUUCGGCACGGGACACAUCUACAACUCGUACUUUGAGAACAUGGGCACGGCCAUCAACACGCGCAUGGGCGCUCAGGUGCUCGUUCAGAGCAACGUCUUCAAGAACGUGGAGGCUCCCGUUACCAGCCGCUACUCGGACGAGGUCGGAUAUGCCACGGUUAUUGACACCGACCUCGGUGGUGGCGUAAACGAUGCGCCGGAGGGGAAUAUGGCGACGGACUCGGUUGGGUACGAGUACUCGCUGCUCGGGUCGGGUGCGGUUGCAGGGACGGUGCCGGGUGAGGCUGGUGCUAUUCUGACUUUUUAAGUCGAACCUGAAGUGGUGAGGAAGGAGUUGGAAAUUGAAGAAGCAAGGUUGAGCUUUUGGACUGGAAGGACCAGAUUUGAAGGGCCACUUUGUGGACUUGCCUGUGCUUAACAGAGGGAAGGAACAACCUGAAAGCGCUGCCUAUUAGCUGCCAAAGCCAUCAGGGCUAAAUGAAAUUAGUGAACCCA
Molecule: messenger RNA, 1382 nt
Organism: Chaetomium fimeti
Lineage: Eukaryota; Fungi; Ascomycota; Sordariomycetes; Sordariales; Chaetomiaceae
Product: polysaccharide lyase family 1 protein
Exons: 7
Coding region: 202-1194 (330 amino acids)
Molecular function (GO): pectate lyase activity
Source: RefSeq, a predicted model, not a curated record